CUUACUUGGUCAAAGUGGGACUUGCUUCUGCGUUGAAGGAUAUUGCUGCUUUUCGGAAGAAAAUGAAAACGGUCUGCAAUAGAAAAAGGCUGUCCAUUCGGAGUCGUUCAAUUUGCCGAAGAAGAGGAAGAUGGCUGCGUAGAAUCGACGAGCGGUUAAUGGGAGCGUCACAUCGUCCAAGACAAUCGCUAUUUCGAUCGAGGACGAGUUGUUCGAUAAUCCAUCUGCUGUUGCGUUGAACUGUCAAAAUGACGGCGAUACCCGGAACCGUGGCAUUCGACGAAUUCGGCCGGCCUUUUAUCAUUCUGAGGAACCAAGAGAAGCAGCAACGACUCAUCGGUCAUGAUGCGAUCAAGUCGCAUAUUUUGGCAGCACGUAACGUGGCCAGUAUUCUUAGAACAUCCUUAGGACCUAAGGGACUGGAUAAGUUGAUGGUGAGUUCCGAUGGAGAUGUCACUGUUACCAAUGAUGGUGCUACAAUCCUGAAGAACAUGGACGUUGACCAUGAAAUUGCCAAGCUUAUGGUUCAGCUGUCGAAAUCUCAGGAUGAUGAAAUUGGAGAUGGCACUACUGGAGUAGUUGUUUUAGCUGGUGCGCUUCUGGAACAAGCUGAACAAUUAUUAGAUAAGGGAAUUCAUCCAAUUAGAAUAGCUGAUGGUUUCGAAUUAGCAGCGAGAUGCUCUACCGAACAUCUCAAGACAAUAACAGAUGACUUUAAAGGGACCCCAGAAAAUUUGGAGCCUUAUAUCGACAUUGCUAUGACAUCACUUGGUUCCAAGAUUGUUAACAAGCAUCAUAGACAGAUGGCAGAAAUUGCUGUACAAGCUGUGCUGGCAGUUAUGGAUCCUGUUACUCGCGAUGUUAAUUUUGAACUAAUCAAGAUAGAAGGAAAGGUUGGUGGUAGAUUGGAAGAUACUGUCUUGGUACGUGGUGUCGUUGUCGACAAGGACUUCAGUCAUCCACAGAUGCCAAAGAGAUUAGAAAAUGUCAAAUUGGCCAUCCUAACAUGUCCCUUCGAGCCGCCGAAACCCAAAACAAAGCAUAAGUUGGAUGUCACGUCGGUCGACGAUUACAGAGCCUUGCGUGAUUACGAGCGCGAGAAAUUCACAGAAAUGGUGAAGCAAAUUAAAGAUGCUGGUGCGACACUGGCUAUUUGUCAAUGGGGUUUCGACGAUGAAGCCAAUCAUCUUCUGUUACAAAACAAUUUGCCUGCGAUUAGAUGGGUUGGUGGCCCAGAAAUUGAACUUAUCGCCAUUGCAACUGGUGGACGUAUUGUACCUCGCUUUGAGGAAUUGACACCGGAGAAACUUGGUCAUGCCGGGGUCGUCAGGGAAUUAACUUUCGGGACAACAAAGGAUCGAAUGUUGGUCAUUGAGGAAUGCAAGAAUUCUCGCGCCGUGACAAUCUUUAUCCGUGGCGGCAACAAAAUGAUUAUUGAAGAGGCAAAACGAUCAAUACACGAUGCAUUGUGUACCGUGCGUAACGUAGUCAAGGACAACAAGAUCUUAUACGGUGGAGGUGCAGCGGAAAUAUCUUGCGCAUUAGCAUGUGCGGCGCAAGCUGAUAAAAUCAGCACUCUGGAACAGUAUGCCUUCCGUUCCUUUGCCGAGGCUCUGGAGAGUGUCCCCAUGGCACUCGCGGAAAAUGCUGGUCUUUCUCCGGUGGAUACCAUAGCAGAAAUCAAGGCGCGUCAAUUAGCUGAGAAAAAUCCCGCUCUUGGUAUCGAUUGUUUAAAUCGAGGCACUGCGAAUAUGAAGAGACAGAACGUCAUCGAAACUCUGACGAGCAAGACACAACAGAUACUGUUGGCUACGCAGCUAGUUAAGAUGAUUCUAAAAAUCGAUGAUAUACGGUCGCCUAAUGAUUUCGGCGAUAUGUCUUAAUGAGCUAAGAUCAAUAAUAAAUUAUCAUAAUCACACACAAAA
Messenger RNA from Camponotus floridanus (Florida carpenter ant), 1925 nucleotides. RefSeq names its product T-complex protein 1 subunit epsilon (gene CCT5). NCBI's taxonomy places the organism in Eukaryota, Metazoa, Arthropoda, Insecta, Hymenoptera, Formicidae. The coding region runs from base 249 to 1883 and encodes 544 amino acids. Gene Ontology annotation, biological process: protein folding. The transcript has 8 exons. The record is from RefSeq and is a predicted model, not a curated record. Gene Ontology annotation, cellular component: chaperonin-containing T-complex. Gene Ontology annotation, molecular function: ATP-dependent protein folding chaperone; ATP binding; ATP hydrolysis activity.